AUGUCGCUCUCGCUCUGGCACGUUCCUCGCAUGAUGGAUCGUCUCGUGGACGACUGCAUCCACGAGAUGAACCACAGCAUUUUCCCAUACUGGAGGAAUGCUGACCAUUCCAUGCUCCAUGUUGGCAACGACACGCAACAGGUAAGAUCUACUAUCCUUCUAGAUGAUCGACGACGACAAGAAAUUCGCUGUGUCAUUGGACGUCUCGCAAUUCCGACCGGAAGACUUGAAGAUCUGGACUCCGUGCGCACGCAGCUCAGCGAUAAAGGGCAUCUGUGCGUUGAAGCUCCCAAGGCAGACCCGGAAAGAUCAAAUAGGCGCAAAAUUCCAAUCAUAGCUGCUCCAUCGAAGAAUUAG
Messenger RNA from Cylicostephanus goldi, 357 nucleotides. NCBI's taxonomy places the organism in Eukaryota, Metazoa, Nematoda, Chromadorea, Rhabditida, Strongylidae. The record is from the annotation of a GenBank genome assembly.